Eremothecium sinecaudum is the source of this 651-nucleotide messenger RNA. It is a transcript of the gene FUR1, whose product is annotated as uracil phosphoribosyltransferase. The record is from RefSeq and is a predicted model, not a curated record. Bases 1 to 651 code for a protein of 216 amino acids. The transcript has a single exon. Lineage: Eukaryota; Fungi; Ascomycota; Saccharomycetes; Saccharomycetales; Saccharomycetaceae.
AUGGCUUCGCAACCGUUCGAGAACGUGCAUUUGUUACCCCAAACCAAUCAAAUUUUGGGCUUGUACACCAUCAUUAGAAAUAGAGAAACUAAACGUCCUGACUUUAUCUUCUAUGCUGAUCGUAUUAUCAGGUUGUUAGUUGAGGAGGGUUUGAAUCAUCUACCAGUAAUGCCAACAACUGUUGAGACUCAUACGGAACAGAAAUAUGAAGGUGUUUCAUUCCUGGGUAAGAUUUGUGGAGUUUCCAUCGUUAGAGCAGGUGAAUCAAUGGAGCAGGGACUAAGGGACUGCUGUAGGUCGGUAAGGAUUGGCAAAAUAUUGAUCCAAAGGGACGAGGAAACUGCUCUUCCUAAGCUAUUUUACGAAAAAUUGCCAGAUGACAUUUCACAGAGAUAUGUAUUCCUCUUGGACCCCAUGUUAGCUACUGGUGGAAGCGCUAUUAUGGCUACUGAAGUGUUGAUUAAAAGAGGUGUCAAACCAGAAAAUAUCUCAUUCUUGAACUUGAUUUGCUGCAAGGAAGGCAUUGACGCUUACCAUGCUAAGUUUCCUAAUAUAAAGAUUAUUACUGGUGCAAUUGACAAAGGGCUAGAUGACAGAAGGUACUUAGUACCAGGUCUAGGUGAUUUCGGUGACAGAUAUUACUGCGUUUAA